AUGUCUCCACAAGACUCCCUCGGGAGAGGCAGAUUCCGUGCAGAGCCUGGAGGAGCUGUCGGGGUUCUUGGUUCAGCGACCGCCUCGGCUCCCAAAGCGCCCGUGCGCCGUCGCAUCCCGCGGGAGGAGCCGCCCGGCUCCGAUCCCGCUCAUCCCGUCCCAUUUGGUGCUUCCAAGCCUGGGGCUGGCGCACGAGUGUCCCCGAGGUGGGAGCUGGGGACGCUCCUGCGGGGACGGCAGCGUCACCCCGGCUCCGCGGUGGCCCCGCUCCGCGUGCGGGAGCCAAGGCCAUUCCCAGGGGAAGCCGGCGCCGCAGGGCCCGGCUCCCCCCAGCUGCCUCUCGCCUGGGACGCACCCGGAUCCCGAUUCUUUUUCACCUGCCCAAACCCGAAUCGGAGCGGCCCAGGGUGCCCCAACGCCAGGUGCCAGGGUCCCUGCUUCCAGGGAGCUCCGGAGCUCAUCCGAGACUUCCUGGGCUUUGGAAUUCCUCAGGGUUAG
This is a messenger RNA of Tinamus guttatus (white-throated tinamou), 498 nucleotides long. NCBI's taxonomy places the organism in Eukaryota, Metazoa, Chordata, Aves, Tinamiformes, Tinamidae. The record is from RefSeq and is a predicted model, not a curated record.